Triticum aestivum (bread wheat) is the source of this 6508-nucleotide messenger RNA. Its product is annotated as pentatricopeptide repeat-containing protein At5g64320, mitochondrial. Gene Ontology annotation, molecular function: protein binding; mRNA binding. Bases 18 to 2072 code for a protein of 684 amino acids. Gene Ontology annotation, cellular component: mitochondrion. Lineage: Eukaryota; Viridiplantae; Streptophyta; Magnoliopsida; Poales; Poaceae. The record is from RefSeq and is a predicted model, not a curated record. The transcript is spliced from 4 exons. Gene Ontology annotation, biological process: RNA processing; mitochondrion organization.
UAUUCCCCGCAACCGGUAUGGGGGAACCCCCGCCCAAGCUCCGGGCAGCCGCCGCGACGUCGUGGCCGGAGCUGCUCGCGCCAUUCGACCUCUCUCGCCUCCGGUCCACGCUCUCCUCCCGCCCGCUCACCCCGCACCGUCUCGGGCGCCUCCUCGCGCUGCCGCUGUCCCCGGCCACCUCCCUCCUCCUUCUCCAGUGGUACGCCGCCUCCCACCCCGUCCUCUCGUCGCACCCCCUCCGCCCCUUGCUCGCCGCCGCCGACGCAGACCCUGAGCGCGCGCUCUCCCUCCUUGAAUCCCUCCCCCCCUCCCGCCACCCCCCUCUCCGGGAAACCCUCCUCCUACCGCUCCUGUGCUCCUUGCCCCCUGGCCGCGCCCUCCACCUGCUCGACCAGUUGCCCAGCCGCUUCGCUGUAUCGCCGUCCUUCCGCUCGUACAACACCGUCCUCGCGGCACUGGCCAGGGCGAACUGCCACGCCGAUGUGCUCGCGCUCUACCGCCGUAUGGUCCACCGGGACCGCAUCCCGCCCUCCACCUUUACCUUCGGUGUCGCUGCGCGUGCACUCUGCCGCCUCGGACGCGCUGAUGAGGCGCUCGCGAUGCUCCGCAGUAUGGCGCGGCAUGGGUGUGUGCCCGAUGUGGUGCUCUAUCAGACGGUCAUCCACGCCCUGUGUGAGCAGGGUGAGGUCGCCGAGGCUACCACGCUCCUCGACGAGAUGUUCCUCAUGGGGUGCUCUGCUGAUGUCAACACGUUCAAUGACAUUGUGCAUGGGCUAUGCAUGCUUGGGCGUCUCCGCGAUGCUGCAAGGCUUGUGGACAGGAUGAUGAUAAGAGGCUGCGUGCCAAACACCAUGACAUACGGGUUCCUUAUCCAGGGUCUGUGCCGAGCAAGGCAGGUGGACGAGGCACGCACAAUGCUCGGGAGGGUGCCGGAGUUGAAUGUCGUGUUAUUUAACACAGUGAUUGGCGGAUGUCUUUUGGAUGGGAAGCUAACAGAGGCGACAGAGCUGUAUGAGAUAAUGGGAUCAAAAGGCUGCCCACCAGAUGCACACACUUACAGUAUAUUGAUACAUGGGCUUUGCAAGCUUGGGAGGCCUGGUUCGGCCAUGCGGUUGCUUAGAGAGAUGGAGGAUAAGGGUUGUGCUCCAAACGUAGUGACCUACACGAUCUUGCUGCAUGCUUUUUGCAGGAAUGGCAUGUGGGAUGACAUGAGAGCAACGCUGAAGCUAAUGUUGGCAAAUGGCUUGAGUCUGAAUUCACAAGGAUACAAUGGAAUGAUUUAUGCUGUAUGUAAGGAAGGCAGGAUGGAUGACGCGAUGACACUCAUGCAAGAGAUGAAGAGUGAAGGUUGCAAGCCUGAUAUCUGCACGUAUAAUACAAUAAUUUAUCAUCUCUGCAACAAUGGCCAGAUCGAGGAGGCUGUGUAUCUAUUUGAAAAUUUGGUUGACGAGGGUGUUGUUGCGAAUAGAAUAACUUACAAUACACUCAUUCAUGCACUGUUGUGCAAAGGAGGUUUGCAGGAUGCCAUACGGCUUGCAAAUGAAAUGGUACUUCAUGGUUGUUCACUUGAUGUUGUUAGUUAUAAUGGUCUGAUUAAAGCCCUGUGCAAAGAUGGGAAUGUUGAUCAGAGCAUGGUGUUGCUCGCGGAAAUGAUAGAAAAGGGAAUUAAGCCAAAUAACAUUUCAUACAACCUCUUGAUUAGUGAGCUCUGCAAGACAAGAAGGGUGCGUGAUGCACUAGAGCUCUCGAAGGAGAUGUUAAACCAAGGGCUUACUCCUGACAUUGUCACAUACAACACACUCAUAAAUGGAUUGUGCAAAAUGGGAUGGAUGCAUGCUGCGCUGAAUCUCCUAGAGAAGUUACAUUCUGAAAAUGUGCAUGCAGAUACUAUUACAUACAAUAUCCUCAUUAGUUGGCACUGCAAAGCGAGAUUGCUUAAUGAUGCUAAUAUGCUUCUAAACAGAGCAGUGACUGUUGGGAUAACACCUAACGAGCGCACUUGGGGAAUUAUGGUGCAAAAUUUUGUCAGACAUCCACUCAAUUUUUUGUCCGACGAGGUUAAAGGGCAUUAAUUUCUGUUUGCUGUGUACUGUAUGUUGGUUGUCAUGGCUUUUGGAGUUACCACAGCUACAGAUGUUGUGAAGAUCAGAAUGGGCAGCUCAUGGUGUCCAUCAUAAUGUUCAUCAUGCUUGACCUGGUAUGUAUGUUUCCUGUUGUAAUUAGAAGUUUGUACCUUGUAUCCAUUGGCCUUUAGCAUCAUUUGGUUAUUUUGUUGUACCACUAGUAAGCCUGCAUGUGCAAUGCACGUCUCAUUUGAAAUUCGCUAGAAAUCAAUAUUUGAAUAUAUGAAGCUUACAUUUUCAAUUUAUAUAUAGCGAUGCGUAAUCUUACGUGCGCAGUGAUUUACUGUACAUUGCACGUACACUGCGAAUUUAAAUGUUGAUGGACUCCCUCUGUCCCAUAAUACAAGACGUUAUUACAUCCAAUAUGUGAGUAUAUUGGAUGUAAUAACAUCUUAUAUUAUGGGACGGAGGGAGUAGUACUUAACAGACUUGCCUAAAGCAUAUUGAGAUUAAAUUCGCCACCAGCAUUCACAAAUCAAGGAUCUUAAUGAACACUCGUAACAUUUUCCCCUUGUUGAGCCAAUAAAAUACCUAUUUCAAUCCAGACGCCUCUAUGGGGCAUAUCAGAUCAUCACAAUGAACAAAAGAUGUAUAGAUAAGGUAGAAUAAAUCAUAAUAUAUUUUCUCACAAUAUUACGACAUCUACGGUUCACCAUCAUUUAACUGUGGAGACUAUCGCCGGUGUUGCCCGAAAUACCACCUCCAUAGCUCAGUGUUCUCCUUGACACCGAUCUGCCGGCCUAAUCCUCUUCUUCUGCGUUGUUUAGCUCAUAGAAUACCAUUCCUCAUUCCAGGCUACGUGUUGGUUCUGAUCAAAAGCAGCAAUUAGAAAACAAAUAAUGUUAGCUCAAAUACAUGCUAUAGCAAAUAUAUUUCAGUUGCAGCUUACACAAAGAAUAUGCAGCUUACACAAAGAAUAUAGUAAGCGUGCACAUGCAAUGCACGUCUUGACUAAUGUUACAACCACAUUUUCAAAUUCACAAGAUACUCUGAUAGCACUAAAAACAUAUUACAAAUCGACCUAUAAUUUAAAUGAUUUUCAAGCAACGCUAUAAUUUAGCAUCAUAUGCAUACAGUGAAGUCACCUAAUUAUCUCAGUAUGUCUUAAUACACUAAUCAAUUCUUGUACAACAUCAAGGAUGCAUGUUGUCUGUGGCUUCAUUGUCAAUGUAGUUGAGUAGAUGCACCAAAAAUCACUUUCUUGCCUCACAACUAUCCUCUUGGAGAACUAUAGGUCGUUAUCUUGAGAGUUUUCAUGAGGUAGAAUUCAAAAAGUUGCAAUAUUAAAUACUCACCUUGCAAAUUGGCUGGUUCAAUUCUUUCUCGUUCCAUGAGUGCAUAAAACCAAAAGCAAAAUAACUGGUGAGACAUGCUACAUUGGAAACUAAUUGAAAUCAUGCACAGCUGAUUUGCAUGCUUGCUUGUCUAUGGCACAUCUGCUUCAAAAAAAAACAUCCGCUUUGAAAGCAAUUAACAGUGACAAUCGUUCUUUGCAAAAUCAACGGCUUGCUCGCCCCUAGUAAACUUGCACGUGCCUCGUCUCAACAGACAAAAAAUGAGAUCAAAUAUAUCUUGGGAUAAGUAAAUAAUUCAAGUCUGCAUAUGCUAUAAAGGAUUGAAUCCGAUCUAUCUAGCCUUUAACCUUAAAGGCUGCCAGCCAACCCGCCUCCAUGGCGCUCCUCCAGAUUGGCCGAUUCCUGUCCGUUGGAUCUGAGUAGAUUUCCCACCUUGGCUCCCCUUGGCCGUCCGAUUUUGACUGCUGUUUUCACUUUUUUUUACGUGAGUAUCACUGGUGGGCCUCUUCCUAGGUGGGGUCACGUGAAGAUGGGUGGGUGCUGCGAUGUGAGUGUCUGAUUGGUUAUUCCUCCUGGAAAGCCCAUUGAGCACAACCGCACGAACCCUAGCCCCCAAUCCACAGCCGCCACACUCCUCCCUCCUCCUCCACCCCAAGUCAUUCUCCCUUGUGAGCCUCCGCUCCAUCUCCUCCCUCCCUCGUCUCUGCCUCUUCUCCGCUCCAAGCUCCUCUGACGCUUCCUGAGGUCAUCGUCGUCGCAUGAGAUCCCAUUGUUGGCCGCCGCCCCUACCGAUGAGAUCCACCGCCUCCCAAGGUCCUCAUCUCGUCGUCACCGCCUCCAUUUCCCCAUCCAUCCGCACCCCGCUCGGCUACUGCGUCUGCGAUUCGUGGUGUCACGGGGCGGAUGUGUGGUAGUGCGCGAAGGGAGGCCGGCCGACGCGGUGAGGAUGCGUAAGUGGCGGGAGAAGGGGGAACGGCGCGGUGAGGACCACCACGGCGUCUCAUGCUGUUCGCUAGAAGCUGCAAGCUCCCGUGCGACCUUGCUCGUCGUCUUCUUCCCGUGCACAGCAUCCAGGUCCAUCAAUUUGUUAUCCAAGAUUUGGCUCAGGAGAGUGCAGCAUAUGCAGGUAGACACGAAGAUGGUGAGUCAGUGACCAUGGUUGCUCUGUUGAGUUCAGGGGAGCAAAUCAACCGAGGAACUCUGAUCGUAUGAUUUUUAGAAUGGUUUAUGUGUAAGCCACAAAUUUUCAUGCAUGAAACUGUUAAUCUUAACGAGCAUAUGUGUGCUAUUUGUUAACCACAUCAUAUUGAAGUUCGUAACUCAACAUACCCGCUGCAUAUUAGUACCUAGUGAAUGCCUGAAAAUAUUAUCCAUUCAUCAAAAAUAUCACCGCGAUUGUAUACAUGUUUCUGUACUAAUAUAGUUGUUUUCAUGUCAUCUAGAUCGUACCAAAUAUAGUAACAAUCAAAUCUGCAAUUUUGGGCAAGGUUAAAUGCUACUCCCUCCGUCCCAUAAUAUAAGACGUUAUUACAACCAAUGUACUCACAUAUUGGUUGUAGUAACAUCUUAUAUUAUGGGAUGGAGGGAGUAUUAAAAAUUAGUCUUGGCUUAGUAUGGUAAUAGUUGUUGGUCACAGCCAUUAAAACGAUUUAUUAGUCCUAUCAGGUUAUUUAAACUGCGGCAAGGAAUGAACAUUACAGCUUAUCUGCGUCAUGACCCUCUCUGAUUUUCUUUGAUGUUGUUUCAUUCCUUGUCCAAGUAAUGCUUGUAAGUCUUUUGUCUGAAUUGAAAUAAUAUGUCAUAUCUGUAUAUUUUACCCCACAUCAUCUUCAAAAAGAUGUUCCUUUUCCGCAGCUCAAGAGAGAGCAUUAUUGUGGACGCCGGUGAGCAUCCUUCUUCCUUCUGAAUUGUGUCUAAUUGCCUCUGGUCAUAAAUAGCAAGACACUGAUGGAGGAGCCGCCCAGCUCAUGCUGCGAUUAUUCAAGCUUUCCGUACUAAGAAAGCACUGACUGCCAGGAAAGGGAAGUGGACCGGGUGCCACAGUAUGGUCUAGUAGUUUGUCAUGUGGUUCCCUCUUUGCAGUGUGUUCUGUGUUGCUUCUUGUUUUUCGAUGGUCUUCUGAAUGCAGUUUUGCUUUGCACCAGAGCUCUUAUUGACCAGUUAACUACUAGGAUGAUGUCAUGAUGAUGCCUACCCUGCAUCCGUGCAUUGGGCCUUCUGCUCCAUGGACCGGAAGUGAGAUCCUUCCUGUCGUAAUAUAUGCCCAAGGACACCAACCCCUUUGAUGUUUCUAGAGCAUCCAAAACUUCCUGUGUUACGUUUCCUAAGAUUAUUUGCUACUUUAUAGCACUGUAUUUGCAUUGUGGCUGGAUCAGGCACUAUCUGAUGCCAUGUAAUACAUGCCUUGAAGCAUUAACCUUUAUGACAUUUUGUGAAUGGCAGAAACUCCCUUCUUAGAUUUGCUAAGAAAGUAUGCUACCAUGUACUCCCUAUGUCCCAUAAUGUAAGACGUUUUUUGACACCCAUAAUGUGUCAAAAAACGUCUUACAUUAUGUGUCAAAAAACGUCUUACAUUAUGGGAUGGAGGGAGUAAUAUAGUAUUUGCAUGCAGUUACUAUGUGCGCCAUCUAGGAUUGUGUGCUACUUACCCCCAUUGUUUGUGUGAAUACCUUGUUUUUGUAUACAUGCGUUGCAGGACUUAGGUCUGCUUUUCACGCAAAAGGGCGCACCUGACCACCCAGGAGGCGCACAAAGGCACGCUGAAGCAAAAUCAUUCUCUUGCAGGCCCUGUAGCUUAGCAGAUGUGUGCAGACUAUGUAGGCUACUGUUUAACUGCUAUUGUUGUUGGAGCCAUUGGCUAUUUAUGCAUAAGAUGGAAGGUGAACUCGGAUUUUUGUGAGGGGAAUUGGAUUUUUUCCAGAUGGCUUGCUCUUCGUGAUGUGGUUGGUACUAAUGAACUGAUGGCAGGCAUCAAGGUUGCAUCUUAGCCACAUUUCCCUUUCUAUAGUUGCCAUCUAGUUGAUUAACAUACAUUGUACAAUUUCAGUCAGGCACAUUCUGGGUCAAUAAAUAUUGAAUCAGCUACUUUUU